Messenger RNA from Chaetomium strumarium, 360 nucleotides. RefSeq lists its product as uncharacterized. Gene Ontology annotation, biological process: DNA-templated transcription. Gene Ontology annotation, molecular function: DNA binding; zinc ion binding. NCBI's taxonomy places the organism in Eukaryota, Fungi, Ascomycota, Sordariomycetes, Sordariales, Chaetomiaceae. The annotation marks the transcript as partial. The record is from RefSeq and is a predicted model, not a curated record. The transcript has a single exon.
CAUUGCCAGACACUCGGAUAUCGCUGCGAGAGAACAUACCAAAUCGACCGGACGGGGAACGCAGAGGUCAUGCGCCGCAUUUUCUGGACAAUAUACGUUUCUGACAAAAGCCUUUCCCUCCUUUUGGGGUGCGCAUCGUGCAUCCAAGACUUUGAGAUUGAUUCAAGCCCCCCUGUUCUCCCGACCAAUCCUGCGCUCCAGCCCUGGGACGAAUCCUUCAUCGCGGCUAUCAAGGUAGCGAGGAACUUGCUAUACUCAGCUGCCGCGUGGAAGGCGGACCACUCCGAACGCUCUCAACACAUCAAGACUCUCGCGGCUGCCGUGCGGCAAUUGCGGACCGAGCUCGAAAAGGUAAGUAAG